AUGGACGCGAUAAGGAGAUCAGCACGAACAUCAAGGCUGGAUAGAGUACGAAAUGAAAUAAUCAGGGAUAAAAUGGGUAGACAAAAAACUAUAGUAGAGGAAAUAGAGAGUGCCCAACUGAAGCGGUAUGGACAUGUGAGAAGGAUGGACAACACGCGACUGCCUCAGAAGGUACUAAACUGGCUGCCACAAAAGAGAAGGAAACGGGGAAGACCAAGGACAAACUGGAUGGAGGGUGUCAAGAAGGUGAUGAGCUCAAGGGAUCUGCGUGACGGAGACUGGAAUGAACGCAAUCAAAGGCGACUAGCACCGCAUAACGUUGAAGGACGUUUUAAAAGCGAUUCUUAUAUAUCUUUAGUUUUACAACACGUUUGUAAAAUCGUUGUAUGGCUAAUUUGUGACAUAUAUGUAAAUAUGUUAUAA
Messenger RNA from Sitophilus oryzae (rice weevil), 423 nucleotides. RefSeq lists its product as uncharacterized. Bases 1 to 423 code for a protein of 140 amino acids. The transcript has a single exon. NCBI's taxonomy places the organism in Eukaryota, Metazoa, Arthropoda, Insecta, Coleoptera, Curculionidae. The record is from RefSeq and is a predicted model, not a curated record.